Arvicola amphibius (Eurasian water vole) is the source of this 2104-nucleotide messenger RNA. RefSeq names its product LSM family member 14B (gene Lsm14b). The transcript is spliced from 10 exons. Gene Ontology annotation, molecular function: mRNA binding. NCBI's taxonomy places the organism in Eukaryota, Metazoa, Chordata, Mammalia, Rodentia, Cricetidae. The record is from RefSeq and is a predicted model, not a curated record. Bases 54 to 1328 code for a protein of 424 amino acids.
GCGGGCGGGGCUCGGCGCUGGUCCCCCGCGCCUGGCGCGCCCCGGCCGCCGCCAUGAGCGGCUCGUCCGGCACCCCGUAUCUGGGCAGCAAGAUCAGCCUCAUCUCCAAGGCGCAGAUCCGCUACGAGGGCAUUCUCUACACCAUUGACACCGACAAUUCCACCGUGGCGCUCGCCAAAGUGAGGUCCUUUGGUACUGAAGACCGUCCCACAGAUAGGCCUGCUCCCCCAAGAGAGGAAAUUUAUGAGUACAUCAUUUUCCGGGGAAGUGAUAUCAAAGAUAUUACUGUGUGUGAACCUCCAAAAGCUCAGCACACACUCCCUCAGGAUCCUGCUAUUGUUCAGUCCUCCCUGGGCUCUGCCUCCGCCUCGCCCUUCCAGCCGCAUGUGCCUUACAGCCCCUUCAGAGGGAUGCCGCCGUAUGGCCAGCUGGCAGCCAGCUCCCUGCUCAGCCAGCAGUAUGCCGCCUCCUUAGGUCUAGAGAAGUUGGUAAGCCCUCCAGCCUCAGCCGCUGCUUCCAGCCCUAGUUCCUCUCCAUCUCCACAGCCUGUUUCAGAGCUUGACAUGUCCUCAGAGCCACCUCAGCUCACUUCCAAGGGAGCUGGUUUUCCAUCUACCCCAGUCGGCAAGAGCCCCAUGGUGGAACAGGCUGUCCAGACUAGUUCUGCUGAUAACUUGAAUGCUAAGAAACUCUUACCCACCAAGGUCACCUCGGGGACACAACUCAGUGGUCGCCAGGCUCAGCCAAGCAGCAAGACUGCCAUCGAUGUAGUCCAGCCAGCACCUGUGCACACUCAAGGGCAGGUGAAUGAUGAGAACAGAAGACCUCCACGGAGGCGGUCAGGCAAUAGGCGAACAAGAAAUCGUUCCAGAGGGCAAAACCGUCCAACUAAUGUUAAGGAAAACACAAUCAAGUUUGAAGGUGACUUUGAUUUUGAGAGUGCAAAUGCCCAGUUCAACCGAGAAGAGCUCGAUAAAGAAUUUAAGAAGAAGCUGAAUUUUAAAGAUGACAAAGCUGAGAAGGGGGAAGAGAAGGACCCUACUGUGAUGACCCAGAGUGAAGAGGCUCCUGCUGAGGAAGAUCUUCUGGGGCCCAACUGUUACUAUGACAAAUCCAAGUCCUUCUUUGACAACAUUUCUUCUGAACUCAAAACAAGUUCUAGGCGAACAACAUGGGCUGAAGAGAGGAAGCUGAACACCGAGACCUUUGGGGUAUCUGGGAGGUUCCUUCGGGGCCGCAGUUCACGUGGUGGAUUCCGAGGAGGCAGAGGCAAUGGGACAACACGGCGCAACCCCACUUCCCACCGAGCUGGGACUGGCCGGGUGUGAGGGUGCAGUACAAGGUCCUGAUGAGGACAGAAAAUGAACGCUACAGUCACCAGGAGAAGUGAUCUUGUUUACCAAGUCUGGAUGCUACUUAGCUACUUAGCUUUGGACUCAACCUAAACUUGGAUGUGGUCUGAUUAGAACCACUUGUUUUGGGGGAAGUAUUUUGUGGGUGACCUUGUGAAGGUAUCUUAACCUACAUUUUCUUCUUGGUUGCACACAGACUAAUUGUAAGGUUUUGGUAUUUUGCAAAAAGGUUUCUAUAGGCAAAGGCUCAAUCCUCACUUUGUAAUUUUUUUUUUUUUAAUGACAGCUUUGACUCUUAAAACAGAACCAAAUUUUAUUUGGCACAUGUGGUGUCCAAAUGUCUCUGCAACCCAUCUGGCCCCUGGUGCUGCUGGCCUGGUACCCCAACUGCUAAAAGUGGGAAGUCUCAGGAGCCAGGCAGGGCCAGCACAGGGUGAACCAGUCAUAUGGAGUGGGAGGGCCAAGGGCAGUGAAGGGGGGUGGUGGGGUUUCAUGGAUCAUGUUGUGUAAUGAACCAGUGAUGUUCAGUGUUGGAGGCUGACAGAGGGAUGAGUGAAGAAGUUCAUGUAGAGCCUGACUUCCACAGCUACUGAGGCUUAGUGUCGAGAUCCAAGACAAGGCAAUGUGGUGUGCCCGGCUUCCUGCCCUUGUCUGCCUCUGGCCCAGGUCAGCCAUUGUUAGAAGACUCUGGCUGCACCUAAGUAUUCUCAUCCACUUUGAAAUGAGCCAGUCUUUUUUUUUUUUUUUUUUUU